AUGGGUUACAAGAAAACCAAGAAGCGACACCAUUGUUCCUACUGCUUUUAUAACACAAAUGUUGCCACAAAUUUUGUCAAUCACAUGAGAACACAUACAGGGGAAAAGCCUUUUUCAUGUACUCAGUGCUCUUACAGUACAACAACAAAAAGUAAUCUCAAGAAACACUUCUUCAGCCACACAAAGGAGAAACCUUUUGCAUGUCCACAUUGUCAGUACCGUGGAAUAUCUAAAAGUCAUUUAAGUAGACACAUGCUUACUCAUUCAGGGGUGAAGAUAGUGGGGCUCAACAAUGACGAUAAGAGGACUGGAGGUAGACGAACCAUUGGAGCUCUGAAGGGCUUCUCCAACACCAAGACUCACCAGUGUUCCUACUGUUCCUACACAACUAGUGUUACCACAAAUCUUAGAAAUCAUAUGCGCACCCACACAGGGGAAAAGCCUUUUUCUUAUUAUCUGUGGCAGUUUAAGCCCACUUGGAAACCAUUAACCUGUGUUGAUCUGGGCGUCUUGGAGAGAAUAAUGCAUGGUUGUGCUGUCGCACUGCUGAUGCCAGGGGGCUACAAAACUGAGUUGUGUUAA
Messenger RNA from Penaeus indicus, 582 nucleotides. RefSeq names its product oocyte zinc finger protein XlCOF6-like. The transcript is spliced from 4 exons. Lineage: Eukaryota; Metazoa; Arthropoda; Malacostraca; Decapoda; Penaeidae. The record is from RefSeq and is a predicted model, not a curated record. Gene Ontology annotation, molecular function: DNA-binding transcription factor activity, RNA polymerase II-specific; RNA polymerase II transcription regulatory region sequence-specific DNA binding. Gene Ontology annotation, biological process: regulation of transcription by RNA polymerase II. The coding region runs from base 1 to 582 and encodes 193 amino acids.